AGUAGUGUUGGUCACUGGAACCCAGUUCCCCGUGAGGGUGGGGCAAUGCCACAGUGAUCUUUGUUAUUGAGCUCAGUUUGUAGGAGAAUCUGCACAUAUGACGAAGGUGGAAGUUAGAGAGCCCAACCAUGGGUGGUGCCAGAGUCAACGAGAGGUAGAGCCAACUAAUUCUAGUUCUGUUUCUGUCUGCGAUACUAAGAGCUACAAGUGUAACACAGAUACUAAGGAGGAGGCAGUGCCUGGGCUAGUUUAAAGUAAAAAAGAAGAUGUCUAAAGACAGGCUGAAGCUGGCAAAGGCAGUGCCCCACUCACCCUCAGGGAACAGUCUCCACUGCUGUGAAGUGUUGCUGCACAUUUGCAACUGUUUCUCUUCUUUGCAAAGGUUUUGCAGGACUCCGAAAGGUUGGCGAUCUCCAAAUGUUGAAGCUUUAAGCCAUGCAGUGGGGAAUCCAACUCAUCAGCUGAAGGGAAUGCUGGGAGGAUCAAUCUUGUUUCCUGCCAAUGUAUCUCAAGGAAUAACAGUGCAGAAAAUGGAAUGGGACUUCCGUCCACAAAGGCGUGACCUGGGCUAUUGGCUGGGGGAAUUCAGUCAUUGGAACCGAGACCAUCCAAGUCCCACUGGCCGGUUUGGACAACGGCUAGACAGGGUGAACGAGACAACACUGAGGCUCAAAGACCUGGAGUUGGAUGAUGGUGGAAUCUACAAUACUCGUAUCUGGUUUACUAAGACACAAUUUCAAGAACAUCGUUUCAAACUCACUGUUUAUGAGCCAGUGCCAACACCACAUAUAGACCACCAAGUGGAAUCCAAGACUCCAGGUGGAUGUAAUGUGACCUUGCGAUGCCACACACCUGGAAGGGAAGAUCUUAGUAUCUCCUGGGAAGCAGGGAAUCCACACAGGGCCUUAGGAAAGAGUGUGACUCAGUACCAGGUUUCUCACAAUGGCCGGGAGCUCCGUGUCUCCUUCUGGAACAGUUCUUUCGACUCCAACUUCACCUGCCUGGUCAGCAAUCCUAUUGAUCAAAACAGAGCCUCCUUUGACUUGCACAACAUCUGCCAGAGUGAUGAAGGUGGACAGUUUGGACCCUUAAGUUGGAGUACAUCGCUUAUCACUGCCCUCAUUGUUCUUCAGUGGAUAAUGGUGAUGUGGACGUUGAUGUACUGGAAGAGAAGAAAAGGAAGGAAUAGAAGAGGUAUUCAUGGUAGCCCCUCAGAAGAUGGUGAUGAUGAGGUUGACUCGGACUUCCCAAGCAGUUCCAAACUACCCAGGGAAUCUUUUCCUUCUCUCAGUUCUUAUGCAGUCUCAGAAACAGAGCCCUCAGAAAUUCCACACUGCAUCCCACAGAAUAUCAGGGACAUCUCCUGGAGCCACUGCCAAGGAAUUCAUUGAAGGUUCCUCAGGGGAAAGACCCAUUGCUAAUCUCUCAAUGUUGCCAGUUGAGCCGGAGCUACAGCCUACCCAGCAUCUCUAAACACUCGUCCCAAAAGUCCUGUGACCAGGACAGAGAGCAAAAUACCAAGACUUAUCCAGUGACUACGGCUGGUCUCUCCUUGAGGGCAAGGAGUCCCAGAACUGCCUUCAUCACCAGCACCAGCAAGAGUGUCUAAGGCACUCCUCUUCAGCCUCCCUGUUGAUGGAAACAGCACAGGAAAGACUGGGUGAGUGAAGAUAUACACCAGGAACAGGGGAGGCGGAGAGAUAAAAAUCUGCAAUGGAUCAAGGAAUGCAUAAAGAUCUACAGCAGCCAGAGUAUAUAAGGCGCUCCUCUUGAGCCUUCCUGUUGCUGGAAACAGGACAGGUCUCUGGCUCCUGGAACCCAGGCACCUUGCCUUCCCUUGCCUCUCUUUUCCUAUUUUUCUGGGAUGUUUCAGGAACAAGGGGCGAGAGAGAUAUAAAAAUCUGCAUUGGGAACAAGGUAGGCAUAAGGAUCAGGAAGAAGCAUGAGAGCAGCACCUCCUAUUUGCCAAGAGGUCCCUGCAGAGGCCGCAUUGCAAGGGCCUGCCAGGGAAACAGAAGAGCUGGCCUCUAAGGAGUCUUCCACAGCCAUUGGUGCCAAGGUGGCUGCAGCAGAGGGCAAUGCAUUGCUGGGAGGCUGGAUCUGCCCCCCAUGGAUCCUGCCAUCUGAAGGGGUUGCAUCACCUUACUUCAUGGAUGGGCCAGCCCUGGGAGUGGGGCCUGUUGUGAGGGAGUGACAGACCACGAAACACAUACUGUGCAAGUUCGCCAUCUAUGACCAACCAGGUGUUGCAAUCUUUACCACCAGGCAAUGACCUGAGGCAGAGCUACUGAAAGCGCAGAGGAACAUCAACAGGAAAUUGCGUCAGAGUGUAACAGUAAGUAAGAGAGAAGUAAGCAGAGUUUACUGGAAAUAGUGAUGGAAGGGAGCAUUAGGGUGUGUUUUUCGGCUGAUGACAAGGGGUCCAUGGCUGGUGGGUUUUUUUAAGGGAGCGACGGGCCU
Messenger RNA from Podarcis muralis (Common wall lizard), 2460 nucleotides. The record is from RefSeq and is a predicted model, not a curated record. NCBI's taxonomy places the organism in Eukaryota, Metazoa, Chordata, Lepidosauria, Squamata, Lacertidae.